Molecule: messenger RNA, 723 nt
Organism: Ostertagia ostertagi
Lineage: Eukaryota; Metazoa; Nematoda; Chromadorea; Rhabditida; Trichostrongylidae
Source: the annotation of a GenBank genome assembly
UGGAUCUUAUGGUGGUUCCCAAUUUCUUACGUCAACAACAGCUCCGUGUGUCGGACACUUCUUCUUGCCACCGUACCGUCAGCUUUUGUACUAGGUGGAAGCGUCCUCGGCUUCCUUAGCGGUGGAAUCGCUGCUGCCGUGCUGAUCACAUUCGUGGCCGGAAUCCGAUGGAAGACUGAUAACGAUGACAAGAUUGUCUACGAAGAGAAAGCGUUUGGUCUACUUUGGGACCUCUUCUUCAUGCCACUGCUGUUCGCGUUGAUUGGCAUGAAGCUCGAUUUUUCAAUGAUGACAUGGCCCACAGUGUUGAUUGGAUGUGCCCUGAUCGGCAUCGGAGCUGUGUUCAGAUUCCUUUCGGGAAUCGUUUUCUCUUGCUGCUCCGAAUUCAACAUGAAGGAGCGACUCGUCCUCGCACUUUCGCUUCUGCCGAAAGCCACCGUUCAGGCUGCUCUCGCUCCGGCUAUUACGGUAUAUGCUACUGGGAUGAUGGAAUAUGAAAAGGAAGCACAAAUGGCGCAAACAGCAUGCAUCAUCACGAUUCUCCUCACUGCUCCGUUGGGUCACUACAUCCUCUCAAAAACGGCUCCAGUGCUGUUGCAGAAUACUCGCGUUGUUGGCGUUGCGAAAAGCACGCUUGAAGACAUGGAAUUUGGCAGCAAGGGAGCAAACGGUAUUGCUACGACUGUGAUCACGAAACGUAUCGAGGAAGACUUACGAUUUUAG